Acanthosepion pharaonis is the source of this 1233-nucleotide messenger RNA. Lineage: Eukaryota; Metazoa; Mollusca; Cephalopoda; Sepiida; Sepiidae. The record is from the annotation of a GenBank genome assembly.
AUGGACGGUCGUCUGGUCCUGCGCAAUGGGGGAGACGGUGUUGUUGUUCGUCUCUCGAUAUCAUGGUCUACUGCCUCGCCACAUCCGGGCCUCUAUAACCAACGCAAAAAUACUGAAUUUGCACGCACCUUCCCCUCUCACGGCACUAUCAGUAACGGCAACUGUAAUUGCGACAUAUUCCCCCCCCCCCCCACUACUACAGUACCAAUGAUACCAAUAGCGUUUACAAUUACUUCGUCAACGACGAAAGAAAGAACACAUGCGUGUCCGAAAAUUCCGAUUUUAAACAUUUCUUACAUUGGCCAAAUCUAUCUAUCUAUCUAUCUAUCUAUCUAUCUAUCUAUCUAUCUGUGUGUGUGCGCUAUCUAUCUAUGUGUGCGCGCGCGUAUACCAUUGAAUAUCUAUCUAUCUAUCUAUCUAUCUAUCUAUCUAUCUAUCUAUCUAUCUAUCAAAAUUCACCCUGAGCAACACGAUCUAUCUAUCUAUCUAUCUAUCUAUCUAUCUAUCUAUCUAUCUAUCUAUGGCUAUAUCUAUUGCUCAAAUUGUCAUCUAUCUAUCUAUCUAUCUAUCUAUCUAUCUAUCUAUCUAUCUAUCUAUCUAUCUGAUUCUGUUCAUUACCUAUCUAUCUAUCUACCUAUCUAUCUAUUGCUCGAAAUGUUUGUCUCAAAUUGUCCUUUAUCUAUCUAUCUAUCUAUCUAUCUAUCUAUCUAUCUAUCUAUCUAUCCAACUCGAUCAUUCUUCAUCCCAAUUUUCCUGUUUCUCAAACACUCGAUUUUCGCCAUAAAUAGCAAUUCCAUCACAAGGUCAAUUUCAUAUCUAUCUAUCUAUCUAUCUAUCUAUCUAUCUAUCUAUCUAUCUAUCCCAGUCUGUUAUCUAUCUAUCUAUCUAUCUAUCUAUCUAUCUAUCUAUCUAUCUAUCUAUCUAUUUCAGUCUGUUAAUUAUCUAUCUAUCUAUCUAUCUAUCUAUCUAUCUAUCUAUCUAUCUAUCUAUCUAUUUCAGUCUGUUAAUUAUCUAUCUAUCUAUCUAUCUAUCUAUCUAUCUAUCUAUCUAUCUAUGCGAACUCAUACCAAUUUAGAAGUUGUCCGGUUUUCCAUUCUCUUCACUAUUCUUUCUACUCCCUGUUACCUCUUCUCGCCUUCUUUUUCAUUUUGUCUUUCUUUCUUUCUUUCUUUCUUUCUUUCUUUCUUUCUUUCUUUCUUUCUUUCUUUCUCGUUCGUUAUUAACUCAUUCUGA